UAUAAGGUGUCAGGACGUGGCGGUGUAUUUCUCCAUGGAGGAGUGGGAGUAUGUAGAAGGACACAAGGAUCAGUACAAGGAUCAGGUCAUGAUGGAGGAUCAGCAGCCCCUCACAUCACCAGUCAGAUCCAGUAAGAGAACAGCACCAGAGAGGUGUCCCCGUCCUCUUGAUGAGCAGAAUAUGGAGGUCAUUACUACAGGGAAAGAUCUGAUCUAUAUUAAUGCUACAAACAUAAAGGAAGAAGAACAAGAGACAGAUGUAAGCAGUGAUGAACAGUAUAAGGAGGACAUUUCUACACGGAAAUAUCUGAUCUAUAAUAAUGCUACAGACAUAAAGGAAGAAGAAGAGACAGAUGUGAGCGGUGAUGAGCAGUAUAAGGAGGACAUUCCUAAAGGGAAAGAUCUGAUCUAUAAUAAUGCUAUAGACAUAAAGGAUGAAGAGACAGAUGUGAGCAGUGAUGAGCAUUAUAAGGGGGGCAUUUCUACAGAGAAAGUUCUUAUCUAUAUUAAUGCUACAGACAUAAAGGAAGAAGAAGAGACAGAUGUGAGUAGUGAUGAGCAGUAUAUGGAGGACAUUUCUACAGGGAAAUAUCUGAUCUAUAAUAAUGCUACAGACAUAAAGGAAGAAGAAGUGACAGAUGUGAGCAGUAAUGCACAGUAUAAGGAGGACAUUCCUACAGGGAAAGAUCUGAUCUACAUUAAUGCUCCAGACAUAAUAGUAAAAGCAGAAGAGACAGAUGUGAGCGGUGAUGAGCAGUUUAAGGAGGACAUUUCUACAGGUAACCACCCAGAUUCUUGUACCAGGAGAUCAGAGGAGAAUCUUAUAUCUUCAGAUUAUAAAGCAGAUGAUGAUAUCACACAAGAUACAUAUGAAGAACAUUCCAUUAUCCCAGAUACACCCUCAGCCCUUCACAGCCAAGAUCUGUCAUCUCAUCCUUAUAUACAGGUCCUGUCUUCUCACUCAUCACAGGAUGUUCAGCAAAAUAAAAUCCACAGAAGGGGUGUUGGACAUCAAAGAGAUUGUGCAGGGGAGAAGCAAUAUUCAUGUUCAGUAUGUGGGAAAUGUUUUAAUAGCAAAUCACAACUUAUUCAACAUAACAGAACUCACACAGGAGAGAAGCCAUAUUCAUGUUCAGAAUGUGGGAAAUGUUAUACUCAUCAGCCAAGUCUUAUUAGACAUCAAAGAACUCACACAGGGGAAAAGCCAUUUUCAUGUUCAGAAUGUGGGAAAUGUUUUACUUUUAAAUCAGGUCUUAUUGUACAUCAACAAACUCACACAGGAGAGAAGCCAUAUUCAUGUUCAGAAUGUGGGAAAUGUUAUACUCAUCAGCCAAGUCUUAUUAGACAUCAAAGAACUCACACAGAGGAGAAGCCUUUUUCAUGCUCAGAAUGUGGGAAAUGUUUUACUCAGAAAUUAGACCUUGUUGUACAUCAAAGAAGUCACACAGGGAAGAAGCCAUUUUCAUGUUCAGAAUGUGGGAAAUGUUUUGCUCAGAAAUCAUAUCUUGUUGUACAUCAAAGAACUCACACAGGGGAAAUGCCAUUUUCAUGUUCAAAAUGUGGGAAAUGUUUUACAUUUAAAUCAGGUCUUGUUGUACAUCAACGAACUCACAUGCGAGAGAAGCAAUUUUCAUGCUCAGAAUGUGGGAAAUGUUUUGCUCAGAAAUCAGAUCUUGUUAAACAUCAAAGAACUCACACAGGAGAGAAGCCAUUUCCAUGUUCAGAAUGUUGGAAAUGUUUUACUCAGAAAUCAGACCUUGUUGUACAUCAAAGAACUCACACAGGAGAGAAACCAUUUUCAUGUUCAGAAUGUAGAAAAUGCUUUACUCAGCAAUCACAUCUUAUUCAACAUCAAAGAACUCACACAGGAGAGAAGCCA
Hyla sarda is the source of this 1879-nucleotide messenger RNA. RefSeq names its product zinc finger protein 436-like. The transcript has 3 exons. The annotation marks the transcript as partial. The record is from RefSeq and is a predicted model, not a curated record. Gene Ontology annotation, biological process: regulation of transcription by RNA polymerase II. Gene Ontology annotation, molecular function: DNA-binding transcription factor activity; RNA polymerase II cis-regulatory region sequence-specific DNA binding. NCBI's taxonomy places the organism in Eukaryota, Metazoa, Chordata, Amphibia, Anura, Hylidae.